Messenger RNA from Mizuhopecten yessoensis (Yesso scallop), 2092 nucleotides. Its product is annotated as CD2 antigen cytoplasmic tail-binding protein 2-like. Gene Ontology annotation, molecular function: protein binding. The coding region runs from base 28 to 1149 and encodes 373 amino acids. The transcript is spliced from 4 exons. The record is from RefSeq and is a predicted model, not a curated record. Gene Ontology annotation, cellular component: U5 snRNP. Lineage: Eukaryota; Metazoa; Mollusca; Bivalvia; Pectinida; Pectinidae.
UAACUUCCGGUUUUUAAAAACGUUGAAAUGGCGUCAAAACGUAAAGUAGACUUUGCAGAAGGUGAUAAUUUGAUCGUCAAAGGUGGCGACGAAUCACGGAGGUUCAAAGGAAAACACUCACUUGACAGCGACGAAGAAGACGAAGACACAGAAAAAUACGAUGUCAUGCCAGAAGAUGAAAUAGAAGGACAAGAAGAUUCCACGAUUGAACGUGAUGGAGAAAUACAGAUUACACCGUUUAACAUGAAGGAUGAGUUGGAGGAGGGACACUUUGAUAAGGAAGGGACGUACAUCUACGACAAGAAAAAUGAGAUCCGCGACACUUGGAUGGAUAACAUUGACUGGGUCAGAGUAAAAGAAAUACCAAAGUCCAAAACCGAUUCAGAUGAUGAUUCAGAGGAGGAGCAAAUCAACGAGGAAUCCAUUUUAAAAGAAAUGCUGAACUAUGUUAAACCAGGGGAGACAAUCACGAAAGCCAUACGAAGGCUUGGUGUGAAAGGUGGCAAAUUCCAAACUGCCAGUCAGCGCUGGAAGGCAAAGAAACUGAAACUUGAAGUUAAUGAUGAAAACAGUGCAAAAGACAAAGAGAAUAUGUUAAAAUUGACAGGAUUGGCUGAUCAGCUGAUGAGUGCCGGUAAUAUGGAGGUUUAUGAAAUGACAUACGAGAAAAUAAGUUACGAGUUAAAAAAGUUUGAAGACACUAAACCAAAGCCUGUCAGUAUUCCUGAAGGUAUGGACGACGACGAUGCUCUGGACAUGUUUGCAGAAAGUCUGGAUAAAGAGGUGGCGGAAAAUGAUCCUGAAAAGAAUCACACAAAAUCUGAGAAAAAUGCAUCUCCGAAGAACUCUGAAUCAACUAACGAUGAGAACUCCGGUAUGGCGUCCCCUGGCCCCGCGGGGAAGCCUCCCGCGGUGAAGCCUCCAGCGACUGACCCCGCGGGGAAGCCUCCGGCGACUGACCCCACAGAGGUCAUGUGGGAGUAUAAGUGGGAAGAGGUAGAGGACGCAGAGAUGCACGGACCCUUCACUUCGACCCAGAUGUUACAGUGGACGGAGGAGGAUUACUUCCCGGACGGCGUGCUCAUACGAAAGGUCAACACUGACAAGUUCUACAACUCUAAGCGGAUAGACUUUGAACUCUACACAUGAUUGAGUCAUAGAAUUUGACCUUCAAGAUUAUAGACUUUCAAUAUAGAUGGGCCAUAAACUUGGACCUUGCAGAUGAAAAACUUUGACCUCUACGCACAAUCUGGGCCAAUAGUUUUGUCUCUGUCACCUGGUGUGGGUUGUACACUUUAAGUAAGUGGGCGAUAUAUUUUGACCUUGUUGGCUAAUAAAAUUUCAUCUCUGCAAGUGACUUUGGUCUAAGAUUUCAUUUUGAGUCAUAAGCCUGGAAAUUUGAGAAAAAUUGAAUAAAUUUGAAAAAGUAUACUAGAAGACAGAUUUUAACCACAAGUUAUUGUUCAGCUCUGGGAAUUGUGUAACAAUAUUUUUUGUUUAUAUAUAUAUACUGUAAAACUAAAAAAACACAAAUCUGGCAGCAAUCAGGUCCCCAAUAGCAGUUUGGAUGAGACCAGGAGAGUUUACACUGUCACUUUGUCUAAAGUAGGGCCUCAUUACGUUUUUAGAGAGUCAUCUUAUUGGAUGGGGGUGGGGAUGACGAUUAGAGUAAGGGAAAUGAGAGUUGAGGGGCUGGAGAGUAGAGGGGCUGGAGAGUUGAGGGGCUGGAGAGUAGGGAUGUUUGUGUUCAGUGUUACAUCUUCAUGCAAAAUGUAGGUAUAAAGUUUUAUGUGUCAUUUACAUUUUUUUGAGGUGGUUUUUUUUUUGACAAACAAACUCAACUCUAUAUAUAGCUCUAAACUAAAAGUCGAUUUGUUUUCAAUAAUUUUAUUAUAUAGAUGAUUCAUGAAAGAUUAUUAUUAAAAUACUGCAAUAGCGUUGAGGAAAAACCAAAGGCUUCAGUUGUUUUAUACAAGUGAAACUGUUCUUUAUGACAAUAAGGUUUAACCUGGUCAGCCCGAACAAUCUCAUGCCAGCUGAAAACAUAUUUUCGUAACAAAAAAAGCACAUCAUAUAAAACUGAUUUUUGGCA